Messenger RNA from Ogataea philodendri, 2577 nucleotides. RefSeq lists its product as uncharacterized. The record is from RefSeq and is a predicted model, not a curated record. Gene Ontology annotation, biological process: regulation of DNA-templated transcription. NCBI's taxonomy places the organism in Eukaryota, Fungi, Ascomycota, Pichiomycetes, Pichiales, Pichiaceae. Gene Ontology annotation, molecular function: S-adenosylmethionine-dependent methyltransferase activity; DNA-binding transcription factor activity. The transcript has 4 exons. Bases 1 to 2577 code for a protein of 858 amino acids.
AUGCUCUCGCUUAAAACAUUCGUUCAAACUGCCAUUGUUGCUCAGCUUGCUUUUGCUGCUCCCCAGCCAGGUCCUCUCGCCUUUGCCGAGGCUAAGGGUCUGGCCAUUGGUGCUGGUGCUUCUUACGCAUGCCAUGCUUCUUGUGGCUAUGCCAUUGAGGCUGCUCAGGCCUGUGCUUCUGGUUCCUCGUACAAUGAGACCUGUCUGUGUGACUCAGACAGCGAAUUCAUCUCGUACGUUCCAGGAUGCUUGGACUGCGGAUGGUGUUUGUGGUCUGAUUAUGGUAGCUACCUGACUGCUCCUCUUGCUGCCUGCAGCACCAACACCGAGCCAACUGGUACUGAAUGUGCUUCCAGUACUACUGCUGCUUCCAGCGAGGCCUCAUCCACCGCUGCUGCUUCCUCCACUACUGAGGCUUCCUCCACUGCUGAGGCUACUUCCUCUGCCGAGGCAACUUCGUCUACCGAGGCUGCUUCGUCUACCGAGGCUGUUUCCUCCACUGAGGCUACCUCCGAGGCCGCUACCUCCGAAGCUGCUACUUCUGAGGCCGCUUCUUCCCAGGCUGCUACCUCUGAGGCUGAGACUGCUUCCGCCUCGUCUGCCGCUGCCUCCACCGAAGCCUCCUCCUCCGCCGCUGCUUCGUCUGCUGCUGCCUCCUCUGCUGCUUCUUCGGCCGCUUCCUCUGCCACCGCCGAGGCUGCAUCCACCUACGCCAGCUCGGCUAGCUCCUCCAACUCCUCCGAUACCACCAUCUCGACCUACUCCGCUGCAGCAGGCAAGGUCGCCAUCGGCGCCGGUGCUGGUAUCGUUGGACUGGCCGUUUUGCUUAUUAAUUUGCUCCAAACAGUAUUCAACUCGUGCUUGAUUGACUCCACAGAUAUAUAUCUGCCCCUUUUUUGCUCCAAGUCAUAUGACCAGCCCUUAAAUAAGAUGGAUAAACAAAAGAAAGCUUCCUUUCUGGACGAGUUUGAUUUCAAUUUCUAUCCGUCAGAAUCACAACACCGCGCAAACUCAGACUUGUCUCUGUUCUCAAACAACGAAUUCCACAACCACGACACGAAUGAACAGCUCACUGUGGCACCAGUUGAAACUAGUCUCGAUCCUCAACUAAUCAGCAUGUCUUCGCAGGGGCCAGAUGUCAGUCUUGAUAAAAGGCGCCGAAACACUUUGGCCUCAGCACGAUUCCGUAUCAAGAAGAAACAGAAGGAGAAGGAGAUGGAGGAGAAGUUUGAGCGCGUUCAUCAACAUAUUGACUCUCUCAAGGUGAAGAUAAAGACCUUGGAGAUGGAGAACAAGUGUCUCAAAGAGCUUUUGCUCUCCCCGCAGGAUGCUCAAAAAUCAACCGCCUCCUCCACUCCCAACUACGCUUUACUGCAGCUCAUCAAACAGCAAUCCGGUGCCACUUUCAAAGUCACCAUAACCAUGGCCACCUAUGCGAAACCGGUAUUCGACCACGGCAAUUACCAGGCGUUCCGCCCAACGUACCCCAAUUCUUUCUACAACACCGUUUUAAGCUACCACGGCGACUCCAAGGACACCUUUUUGGACGUUGGUUGUGGCACGGGUCAGGCGACUUUCCCGCUGUCUGCUCAUUUUCAGCGCUCAAUUGGCGUCGAUCCAAGCGACGGCAUGAUUUCCAAGUGCAAGUCCAUGCUCGACGGCCGCAAGAUCGAGUUCCAGGUCGGAAAAGCAGAAGACUUGAACAUGAUCCAGUCCGGCUCGAUUGAUCUGCUCACCGCUGCCGAGUGCGUCCAUUGGAUGGAUCCUGCCGGGUUUCUGGACGAGUCUGCAAGAGUUCUCUCUGUCAACGGAACAUUGGCAUUUUGGCUGUACGUAGAGCCCGUUUUCCAGCACCAGCUCCUGAACGAUAUUUAUCUCAAAUACACCAGAUACGAUCCAGACUACAUGAAGCCGUACUGGGACAAGGGCAAGGAACGGUACUACGCGUGGCUCAAGGACACCACCGACUUGCUUGAAAAGGACCAGAGGUUCGAGAAUGUGGAGUUGGUGAAAUUCGAACAGGCUACACUCUCUGCUACCAAAAGAGAAGAAGCAGCAAAGACCGGCCAACUCGACAACACUCCAAUUCUCCUCCUUCAGAAAGACUUCACUCUGGACGAGUUUGUCACCUUUGUCAACACCUACAGCGCGCUUCCCGGAUGGUACAAAGACCACGAGGGCGCAAAAGGUACCGAAAACGAUAUCAUGUUCCAAUUUAAAAAAGAACUGGUGGACUCUGGUGUCUGGGGCGACUCUCAGCACGUUGUUUGGGACACAAUACCAGACUGCAAGGCAUCAAACACCUGGUUCAAGGCAUCUGGGAUGUCCAGGCGACCCAUCUGGUGCUCGUGUCUCAACUCGUCGACGUCCUCGGAAAGGUUACCAAAUAGGAAGAUCUGGUCCUCUCCAAUUUCUCUUGUGAUUUCAACGUUGGCUCCAUCAACGGUACCAAUAAUGAGUCCGCCAUUGAGCACAAACUUCAUGUUGGAUGUUCCAGAGGCUUCUGUUCCAGCGGUGGAAAUAUGCUCAGAGAUGUCGGAAGCAGGACAGAUGAUCUCUGCUUUGGAGACGUUGUAG